UUCUUUGAGAGCCCCAGGCAUCCGGCAGUCUCGUGACUGACCUCUGACCUUCCGUGAGUAAAAACGCGGGCCUUGCGGACUCCAGACGUACAAGAGACACGAGAAUACGUCUUAAAACCGCUCAAGACGCACGUAAGACGUCAGUCAUGAGGCCAACUCUAGUCCUGCUGAUUGGCUGCCUGGUUGCCAUGGUGACCGGACAGGGACCCGACCCAUCCAUCUGCGACCCGAACCCGACCAAUCCCGGCCCUCCGCUGCCCGAGCUCCCGCCAAGGUUUCAGGUCCAUGUGGAGGCGAACAUCCUGGAGAAGAACUACACCAUGGUUCAGCGUGAGUUCUACGACUACCCAAACAACAGGGGUGCGCUAUUGUCGUACGGAAACGGGACCAGGACCCACCAAGUGUACGACUACAGCACGCUGGAGAAGUUCACCUUAUACGACAACGGCACGUGUAAAACCUCCAACAUGUCGACCUCCCGGUUCAACUUCUUCUCCUACCACAUGGAGCAUGGCCACGCCCACAUCAACAAGGCAGGGUUCAUCCUACACUUUGGCGCUGAGUUCAACGAGACAUACAACGGUACGACGACUGUACGCGGGAUCCCAGUGAACCACUGGUACUCGUGUAUGCACAAUGCCACCUGGAACUCAACAUACAAGCUUGACUUUUACUUCUCCGUCCCUGGGUACCCGACCGCCUCCGGCCAGGACGAGAUUCCCGUACGCGCCGAGAUACGCGGGAAACGGCUAGAAUUUAACCCCCAGACAAGAGGGCCCUCGGAUACGUACAAGUCCAUCCACCACAUCUAUGACUUCCAGGGUUUCCAUACGGUCACACGCCAUGACCAGAACUGGGUGUACCAAACGGAGGGGUAUGUCUGCCCCGGGCGGGUCAACACCAAAUCCGUGCCGACCACGCCCGACCAGUUUUACGCGGAGGUCGAGAUGAUCAACGAGAAGAACCAGACUGUGCGUUACAUGCGGGAGUACUUUGACUACAAUGCAAAGCUGUUCCGAAUCGACUUCCACCCGACCAGCAACAGAAGCAAGCGCUGGUCCUUCGGCCCUGUCCAGCACAAAGCCAUCCACGACUACAACUCAGGUUUGGAGUACCUGAUAAGCUACCAGCCGGAGAACUGCACCAUUCGCCCCAUCUCCAACUACUCCUUUGAUGCUGACAUCGACGCUAACGACCACACCAAGGUCCACAUGAAGAAGUCUUACGAGAUGUUCCACUUCGACGACAAGGACUUCACCUACUCAGGAGUGAGCCGAGUGCGAGACAUCAUGACGGACGUGUGGGUCAGCAGGGAGGUGAACUAUCAUGUUCCUCAGGGCAGCAAGUACUCCACAGACUUCACCUACCAGUGGUACUUCUCAGCCGAUAACUGGAAGACUACCACCCGCCAGACGAUGAACCAAUCACAGGUGCCGGUCAGGCUCCACAUGAAGGGCAGCUGGAAGCGUGACGAGACGUCCACCCCACGGGAGUCAGACUUAGUGUUCAACAUGUUUAACUACGACUCCGGAGAGCAGUUCCUCUGGCACUUCGACAUCUCCAUGUGCUUCAAGGACCCCAGCAUGCAGAAACCCGUCUUCUUCCAGAUGCCAGAUCUGUAUAACGACCUAAUCAGGGGAGACAAGUACCGUUUCUACCGCAGCGUACAGUCCGCAGUGGCAAAGGCUGCUGGGAUACACCCACUACGGGUUACCAACGUCUGGCACACUCCGACAGACGGUCCCCUGUGGGUGGGGGCGACUCUACUGGCCCAUCCCGAUGUGCAGGGUGACAGUGUGGAGAUGCAGCCACAAAAAACGCUCGACGCAGCCUUCAACGACUUCAAGAACCGCGUGGACGGAAACACGAUGGUCGUUAAGUUCACCCCAGAUCCCUCACGUGGACAGGAAGUUUACCUGACCGCCUUGCCAGGUACGCUGGAGACGAACAAGGACCUCAUUAGCUUCAUCAUGGAGAGGAACAAACCUUCCAACACCUACCAACCAGGAACUGUGGCGGGGGUUGCCAUAGGAACGGUGUUGCUUGGUGCUAUAAUCGGAAUGGGCGUUGGCUGGUUCCUGUGGAAGUACCGCCUGCAGGACGUGCCGUACGGAACGCAGACAUGAGCGCCGGUUGGGAGGCAACCCUCGCUGCUAAAAACCUUCGAACCAAAUAUCAUGUACCCACUUCACACCGGUAUCUGACCCUUGAACUAUGAUGUCAUAUUCUGAAGACCUAUUAAUUUUCAUGGGGACAAUUUUGAGGAAGGAGUGGAAAGGAAGUUUUCACUUUGCGG
Branchiostoma floridae (Florida lancelet) is the source of this 2296-nucleotide messenger RNA. RefSeq lists its product as uncharacterized. The record is from RefSeq and is a predicted model, not a curated record. The coding region runs from base 147 to 2126 and encodes 659 amino acids. NCBI's taxonomy places the organism in Eukaryota, Metazoa, Chordata, Leptocardii, Amphioxiformes, Branchiostomatidae. The transcript is spliced from 16 exons.